Molecule: messenger RNA, 687 nt
Organism: Rhizophagus irregularis DAOM 181602=DAOM 197198
Lineage: Eukaryota; Fungi; Glomeromycota; Glomeromycetes; Glomerales; Glomeraceae
Molecular function (GO): NAD+ poly-ADP-ribosyltransferase activity
Source: RefSeq, a predicted model, not a curated record
UUUUUUCCUCUAAAAAGUUUUAUUCAAAUAGAAAUGAAGUACAAUGAAGGAUAUUUAUACGGAAAAAGAGAACUUGAAAGAAAUUCAGAUUAUACAAUGUCUCACAAAUUUAUCAAAGAGUAUUUACAACUUGAUGAUUCGAUCUUUAGUCAUCAUGAUAAUUGUUAUUAUCUCGAAAAUUAUAGUCAUCUUGAAUAUAGAGGUGGCCAUCGGUAUCUAAGACCAUCUAAAUGUUCUAAAUUUGUAUUAAAACAGGGACAUCAUCUGUUUUAUAAUUAUCAGUGGACAUACAGUUAUCAUGGAACAAACUCGAAAAACAUCAAAAGUAUCCUUCAACAUGGUCUAAAGAUACCUGGAACUCUUGCUGGCGAACAAAUAGUCCGGAUGGAGCACGGAUCAACAUAUGGAAAUGGCAUCUAUACUUCAAAGAUUCCAUUAUAUUCUCAAUUAUACGCACCGGUAAUCAGAUGGAAUGGCAAGUAUUUUCAAACGAUCUUAAUGGUACGACAACGGUCAGAUUCUAUUGAUGUUCAAGAAGGGGAGGCAAAUGAAAUGCAAUAUGUUUGCUUUGAUGAAAGCUCUUGCAUUCUACAUGCCUUGUUGGUUAAAGUUCAUGACUAUGAUCCAAUGGAUUCUGAUGGUGGUGAAUAUCGUAAAAUAUCCAAAAUCCUAGAUAAUUUGAAAUAG